AUGAUAGCGCCAUCUCGGGGAAUCGUGAAGCUGCAGCAAGCCUCGCACAAGCUGCUGGCAAGCGGUGGGAGGCGUAGCGGCCACAGGGGCAUUGCGUCGCUGGCCCAAACGAUUUGCGACCCCAUCCAGAGCUACGUCUCCGACAGCAACGACCCCUACCUCAACCUCUCCAUCGAACACUACCUCCUUCAAAAGUCGCCGCCCGACUCCACGAUACUCUUCCUCUACACUAACCGGCCUUGCAUAGUUAUUGGUCGCAAUCAGAACCCCUGGCUGGAAGUCAACCUGGGCAUACUGAAGGCGGGGAGCUCCACGACAGCAAAGGAGGACGGACAACCAGUCAUCGGCAAUGUGGACCUAGUCCGACGUCGCUCAGGAGGUGGCACCGUCUUCCACGAUGAGGGCAACGUCAAUUGGAGCGUUAUAUGCCCACCGACGGACUUCACCCGCGAUAAGCAUGCUGAGAUGGUCGUACGCGCGCUCCGCAAGCUGGGCAUCGACCGGGCUAGAGUCAACGAGCGACACGACAUCGUCCUAGACCAGGGCAAUCGAAACGGCAGAAGCGAUCCCCAGGACACCCACAGGACGCCGUACACAGUCGACGACGGAGCUGGUCCACGGCCGCUGAAGGUUUCGGGAUCGGCAUACAAGCUCACCCGGAACAGAGCGCUCCAUCAUGGAACCUGUCUCUUGCGCUCGCCAAAUCUCCAGGCUAUACCGCAAUACCUGCACUCGCCAGCAAAGCCAUACCUCAAAGCGCGAGGCGUCGAGAGCGUUAGCUCCCCGAUCGCGAAUAUCGGGUUGAGUAACCAGGCUUUCCAGAAGCAAGUGCAAGAUGAGUUUGCACGAAUGCAUUCCGGUGUACCGGCGGCGAUAGCGGUCGAUGAGUCGCUCUUGAGCACUCCUGAGAUCAGCAAGGGCUACGAUGAGCUCAGAGCCCUGGAUUGGACGUAUUCUCAAACCCCGCAAUUUACUUUGUUUAGCCACCCCGAAACCGACGAAGAUCCUCAUGCUCCGGUACACGAUCAUUUGGAUACAUCCCCAGUACCCUGGCUUCAUCCAAAGAUCCCGAUCAAUUUCAAGGUCCAGCAUGGUGCUAUUCUUGACGUCGGUUCAUCCAAAAUGUCGAAUCAGGAACUCGAAGUUUUAUCGACCUUGAAAGACCAAAGGAUACAAGAGCUGGAGAAAUUGACGGACGAGCUUGAAGGAGAAGAAGACGACAAUUCUAAGGCAGUUCGACCUAUCGCCAACUGGCUUGGGGCGAUGCUGCCAAUCGUACAUGUAUAA
Mytilinidion resinicola is the source of this 1287-nucleotide messenger RNA. RefSeq lists its product as uncharacterized. Gene Ontology annotation, cellular component: mitochondrion; cytoplasm. NCBI's taxonomy places the organism in Eukaryota, Fungi, Ascomycota, Dothideomycetes, Mytilinidiales, Mytilinidiaceae. The transcript has 3 exons. The record is from RefSeq and is a predicted model, not a curated record. The coding region runs from base 1 to 1287 and encodes 428 amino acids. Gene Ontology annotation, molecular function: lipoyltransferase activity. Gene Ontology annotation, biological process: protein lipoylation.